Ostrea edulis (European flat oyster) is the source of this 3717-nucleotide messenger RNA. RefSeq lists its product as uncharacterized. NCBI's taxonomy places the organism in Eukaryota, Metazoa, Mollusca, Bivalvia, Ostreida, Ostreidae. The record is from RefSeq and is a predicted model, not a curated record. Gene Ontology annotation, molecular function: ubiquitin-protein transferase activity; zinc ion binding. Gene Ontology annotation, biological process: positive regulation of DNA-templated transcription. The transcript has 2 exons. Gene Ontology annotation, cellular component: chromatin; nucleoplasm. The coding region runs from base 2071 to 3654 and encodes 527 amino acids.
CAUUACAUGAAUAUCUUUAUUUUGAACACCAAAAUAGUCUCCAUGUAGGACUGUAUUUCCCUGUGUAGCGAUAUUUCUCAAUAUUAUGAGUGUGGUGCUCCGUUGUAAGAUGGGUCCUUAAGAUGUGGUACGGAUAAUUUUUAUCAUCAAUAUCUUAUAAUAUUUGUACUAACGGUAGUAUUUACAUUUAUAAUCAAUCUCAGUCGUGUCUUUAUUCUUUAUCGUCUUCCCGUAUAUCCGUUGGCUUUUUCAUCACAAGUGUCGAUUAAAAAUGUUCGCCAUCAUUCAUGCACCAAUACAACAAUUGUCGCAAGUUCUCUCUCUCUCUCUCUCUCUCUCUCUCUCUCUCUCUCUCUUCAAAAAUUGUUUUUUUCUAGUUUCUGACCGAACGAAGAUAUCGAUUUCGCACGACUACCAUAAACGUCACCCUUUCAUAAAUAGAAAGUUAUCAUUUUCUCAUUACAUUCAGUAGACCAGUACUCCUUUAAGGUGGAUCAAUGUUAUUGGUUGAAAGUGGAAAAAACUGUACUAAUUUCCACUCAAUAUAGUUUGAUUUCACCAAUAACCAAAGAAAAUGUGUGUUGCCACCGUUUUAAAAAUGUCAGACAAACAAAAACAGAAGGAUAUAUCAACAGCAUAAUAUCACACAUUUUCGUUAAACAGAAUAAUUAAAAUUGAUAAAAAUUUGUUCAAAUGACAUAUGUUUAAUGUCAACAGUUUAAAAAAAAUGCUAAUUCAUAGAUAUAUAAAAAUCAUUUGUGGAUAUUAGGGAAAUCAUUAUAGAUAAUAGACGUGCAGUAGAGGAAAUUCCAGCGUAGGAGUUAUUACCCUUGACAACGUUUUUUUUUUUAUUUAUAAAUAAUUAAACUUUUCCAGUAUCAAGUUUACAAGAUUUGUUUUAUUUUUCCGUGAAUAAAAUGUAGUAAAAUUCCUCUGAAAGAUAUUUCCAUCAUGCAAAAAAAGUUAUUAAAUAAAUAUUUUGCAAAAACCUAUGAUAUCACAUGAGGAUCGAUAAAACUUAAUACCAGCAUAUAAGUUAUCGAUAUUGUCAAACCGUAUCAUUUUUCAUGCGUUUUUUAAGGGGGGGGGUUGCUUGUCAAGAAGGUUAGACAAUUUUCCUCCUCCUACCGUUGCUCCCUAAAUAUAUUUCAACCCCCCCCCCCACCACCUUUUUUUUACAAAAUGGGGUUACGGUAUUUGGCGCCACGCCACCAUUUCUAAGAUCAACGAGUCCUCUUCUGUAUAAUAUAAGCGUUAUCAUCUCAACAUUUCUGAAAUAAUUGGAUCCUCUCCUGUAUUACAUAAGCGGUGCCAUGUGAACAACUCUAAAGCCACUGGAUCCUCUCCUGGUUUCUUCCAAUCACACAUACCGAUUUUAUCCUAUUUCUUUACACUGUACUAAUAUCAGUCUACUUCCUUGUGUAUGACACAGGUUAGAGUACUGAGGGAUGUAAUGGGGACUGAUGGGGAAAUUAUGUUGUUAUAUUGUGCUACAUUUUUAUGAUUUAUCAACACUAUUUCCGAUUGUAGAAAUAUACAUGUCAUUUAAAUCCUUUAAUGGCCUGAAAUUUGUAUUUUAAAUCAAAUCAAGAAUUUAUAAAGUACUGAACAUCACAGAAUUUUGAAAUAGGGCCUCCGAGAUGUGAAAAGUCGUUAAUAUGUUCCCGGAUUUGGCCGACAGAAUUGCUAUAUAAUGGAGCAAUAAGAAGCCGAUUUUCCAGAGUUCGGUAGAGUAGAUGUGUGUAGGUAAGUCAGUUCUUUGGUUUUAUUAUCCAGUAUUUGUUUGUUUGAAUACCUAAUAAAUAACCAGCGACGCUAGUACGUUAUACUAAUUAGCGAGAAUACCAUACUCACUUAAACCAAAUGUUUUGAUAUUCAAUUUUACUGUAAGGCAUGACGACCGGAUUCUUUUCGCAAGUUGAAAUGAUGUACAACCUGUUGUUGUUGGGUUUUUUUGUGGUUUUUUUUGUUUUUUUAGAUCUGACUGAUGAAGAUGUGAGGAUGUAAUUAAUGAAGAUGAAGACUUGAAGUUGAAACUGAUGAAGAUGAGGGUCAAAUAAAAUCCCUAUCAUGGCAUCUGAAGACAUUACCCAAGGUCAAUAUGUCAUUGAAUGUGACAUCUGCAAACAGCCAGUCUCGUUCUUCUGCAGACGCUGUGGGGUCAAUCUCUGCGAUCCUUGUGUUCCGGUACAUCUCCGGAUUAAGUCCAAGACCGGACAUGACGUGGUGGAUUUCGCCAGUAGAGAUGAUGACGACACCUCUAAAAUUGAAGAACUGAUGAAAACCAUUACGAAGGAAAACGAGCGCUUACAAAACUAUAAGUUUGAACUCAAGAGAAUCAUAGAUCAUACGUCAAAGCGUCUGGACAAACCGAAAGUUUCCGGAUUUGCAAAAAUAACACAGCAGAGAUUAAAUUCCUUAUCUAAACUUUACCAACAGAAGAAGGAUGAAGUGACGUCACGAGGAGAAGAGUGGCACAGACUUAUAGAUAAAACCGUGAAGACGCUCCACCAGGAACUGGACGACAUGCAAAAGGAGCACGAAUCACUACUCCAGAAACAGACACGAGAAUUGAAAGAGAUUUUAGGAAAAGUUGAUGAAAUAAACGCCACGACAACGGAACUGAAAAAUACACAGAAUGUUAUGGAAAUGAAGAAACUCAUUGCAAGAAUUGAAAAUCAGGAAACUCCCUCGGAGAUUAUGCAGUACUCAUUUCCGGUGUUUUGCAAAGGCAAAAUUGACGACAACUAUUUGAAAUCGUAUUUCGGAUACAUCGAGAAUAUACAAGAAAGAAAGAUGUCUAUGCCGAAAUUGAUAUCUGACGAUCCUGUGAUUUCGAAUCACAAAAUAUUAGAGAUGCCGAGAGUUGUCACCGCUAUAGACACAGGGUUUCCUGCAGAUGAAGAGUAUAACAACCGUCUAUUAGAUAUUGUUGUUAUUGAUGAUAACAGAGUGUGGAUGGGAGGAGAAAGUUAUGAACUCAAGUUGUUUGAUUUCCAGGGAAACCUCCACGACACUGUCACUAUCACAUCACACGGUAUGUACCUCACUGUAUACAACAAACACGUGGUUUACACAGAAAAUGACACCAAUACCGUGAGUAGAGUAGCCGCGGAUAAAACGAUCCAGACGAUGUUUACAACCGGGGAGUGGAGACCAUACGGCAUCACGAGUACCGCGUCAGAUGACCUACUGGUCUGUCUCCUUAAAGAUGACCAGUCCAAAGUCGUGCGAUACAGCGGUACCGGUACCGUACUCCAGGAAAUCCAGUACGACUCACAGGGCCAGCCUCUGUACCGACAACCAAUCUACAUCACUGAGAAUGUCAACGGGGACAUCAUCGUAACAGACUGGACGAAAAGGGCUGUGACUACUGUCGAUAGAUUAGGAAUAUUUCGGUUUUCUUACUCUGGGAAGGACAAGCCAUUUUUCGUAUGCGCCGUCACUACUGAUCCUGCCGGUCACGUUAUCGUUACUGACAUUAAAGGUGACAAGAUCCACAUGUUGGACAGGGACGGGCGAUUCCUGAGAUACAUCAUUCCUGAUCUAGGGAUUAAAUUCCCUCGCGGCGUGUGUAUUGUCGGUGACGGGGAAAUGUUUGUUGGGGAAUGUACAACCGGUGUAGCGAAAAGAAUAAAAUAUCUCGAGCAAUGAACAGAAUGAAUUGUAUGUUGUUUCACAUGAAAUAUGUUGUUAUGGAAUAAAUAUUAAUCAAGA